Molecule: messenger RNA, 702 nt
Organism: Neomonachus schauinslandi (Hawaiian monk seal)
Lineage: Eukaryota; Metazoa; Chordata; Mammalia; Carnivora; Phocidae
Gene: CCDC70
Product: coiled-coil domain containing 70
Exons: 1
Coding region: 1-702 (233 amino acids)
Source: RefSeq, a predicted model, not a curated record
AUGGCCACCCCACCAUUCUGGCCGACUAAGAAGAUGUUUCCCUUCAAGGUGAGCAAAUGGAUGGGGCUUGGUUGCUUCCGGUCACUGGUGGGCUCCUCACCCAACAUUCGCCAGAAGAAACUAAUCCAUAAGCUGCAGGAAGAAAAGGCUUUUCGGGAAGAGAUGAAAAUUUUUCGUGAGAAAAUAGAAAAUUUCAGGGAAGAGAUAUGGAAUUUCCGAGGCAAGAUCCGUGCUUUCCGGGGUCAGAUCUUAGGUUUUUGGGAAGAGGAGAGACCUUUCUGGGAAGAGGAGAAAACCUUCUGGGAAGAGGAAAAAACCUUCUGGGAAAUGGAAAAAUCUUUCCGAGAAGAAGAGAAAACCUUUUGGAAAAAGUACCGUACCUUUUGGAAGGAGGAUAAGGCCUUUUGGAAAGAGGACAAUGCCUUAUGGGAAAGAGAUCGGAACUUUCUUCAGGAGGACAAGGCCCUGUGGGAGGAAGAGAAAGCCCUGUCGGUAGAGGAAAGAGCUCUUCUUGAGGAGGAGAAGGCCCUGUGGGAGGAUAAAAAAUCCCUCUGGGAAGAAGAGAAUGCCCUCUGGGAGGAGGAGAAAGCAUUCUGGGUAGAAGGUGGUGGCCAUAUUGCUGAGGAGCAGAGACCUGAAGACAGGCACUAUAACGUCGAUGGAGGGCCACAGUCACCAGCCUUCUGCCGAGGCAGAGCUUGA